CAGCAGAAUCCACCCCGCCACUGACCGGCCUCGGACUUGCUAACCAGCAUGGAAAAGAGGUAUUUGACUCACUGGUUCCCUUCAGUAUAUCUUCAAUCCGCUUUCUUCUUUCCUGCUAUUAGUGAAAUCAGUCUUUGCUUUUACCCGUUGGAUCAAUUACGCUCUUAUUGCCUUUCAUGAUCCAGGAGGAAGACUUCUUCAAUUGCCCCCACUCUUCGAUAUCAUUAUUGCUGUAUCAUGAUACUCCUGUACCAUUCAGAACUGAAUUAAUACUGCUCAUUCAUCAUGUCUCAAACCCGCCAUGAAGAAUCCUCAGUCCCUCAGCCCGAUCAUUCCUCUCAAUUGAGUCGCCACGAUGAUGCACAAUCCAUACAUUCAAUCAGCACCACGGACGAGAAUCCACACUUAUCACAUACCCGAACCAACAUCUCCACACAUGAUGCUCCCAUACAGCACUACUCCUCAUUUGUAGAAGUUCCGGAUGAAGUAUACGACAGGCUAUCGCCAUCUCGCAAAAUUGUCAUCGUGGCUCUCCUGUCCUUUUGCUCAUUCCUGGCACCAAUAUCCUCAACGACAAUCCUAGCGGCCGUUCCUGAAGUAGCUUCUACGUACAGCAGCACCGGUACGAUCAUCAACUUGAGCAAUGCCCUCUACAUGCUCUUCAUGGGAGUAUCGCCCUGUUUCUGGGGUCCUCUCAGCCAAGUCUACGGCCGUAGAUGGGUAAGUUCGCUCUGCCCACUUGCCCAUAUACCUCUAACCAGAUCCAGAUCUGUCUUAUAACAGCAGCUCUUUUCUGUGGCUGUUCACUAGGCACCGCUCUCGCUCCAAACCUCCCAGCUUAUUUCGUCUUCCGCAUCCUGACUGCCUUUGAGGGAACCUCAUUUCUCAAUGUCGGUGCCUCUUGCAUCGGCGACAUCUACCGUCCCACGGAACGAGCAACAGCAAUGGGAUGGUUCUUGUCAGGAACGCUAAUUGGACCAGCUUUUGGACCUUUCAUCGGAGGUAUCAUAGUAACUUUCAAAUCUUGGCGGGUGAUUUUCUAUCUGCAAACCGCACUCGCCGGAGUAGCUCUGAUAGGCGCAUACUUCCUUCUUCCAGAAACAGCACACCACAUGAAGGCCGAUGACCUUGUUGGAUUGCCAUUGAGGACUAAAGCGCGGGUUUUGGGAGGGAUGCUGAACCCUUGGCGUGUGCUGAGGCUCUACAAGUAUCCCAACUUGAUCAUGGUUGCUCUGGCUUCAAGUUCGCUUGUGUGGAACAUGUACUCCCUUCUCACCCCUAUCCGAUAUGUCCUUAAUCCUCGGUUCAACCUCAUGACACCUAUCGAAUCGGGUCUGUUUUACCUUGCACCUGGAUGUGGAUAUAUUCUCGGCACCUUCUUUGGGGGACGAUAUGCAGACUACAUUACCAUCAAAUGGAAGGCUAAGCGAGGUGGAAACCGAGUACCCGAGGACCGUCUCCGCUCUGCACUUCCUUUCAUGGGCGUGGCUAUUCCAAGCUGUAUGUUGAUAUACGGAUGGUCGAUCGAGAAACGCUUUGGCGGUAUUGCGUUGCCUGUCAUCAUGAUGUUCUUCCAGGGUGUGGCGCAGCUCUUCUGCUUCCCAAGUUUGAACACAUACUGUCUCGACGUGAUGCAGAGUCACAGCGCCGAAGUUAUUGCUGGGAACUAUGUUAUCCGAUAUAUGUUUGCUGCGUUGGGCAGUGCAACUGUUUUGCCUGCGGUAGAGAAGAUUGGUGUUGGUUGGUUUUCGACGAUCAGUGCAGGCCUUUUGGUGGCCAGUAGCUUGGCUACGUAUGCUGCUGUGCUGUGGGGUGUUGGAUGGAGAGAUAAGGUGGAUCAGAAGAGGAGGGCAAAGAGGAGACAGAAGAUGAACGGAGAGGAAAUUGUUGAGAAAGAAGCCGUGGUGAAAGGAGACAAGGAUAAUAAAGACAUUGUUUAAGACCAGAAAUUUGGCGGUAGAUGAAAAAUUAAAGCAAGAAACAAGUAGUGUAUAGAGCUGUGUGAAAAUAUACCUAGGAGAUCUAAGCUCUAGAUAUAACAAAUUAGAAGACAAUAUACAAAAUUCUACAAGAU
This is a messenger RNA of Cadophora gregata, 2074 nucleotides long. RefSeq lists its product as uncharacterized. Gene Ontology annotation, biological process: transmembrane transport. The record is from RefSeq and is a predicted model, not a curated record. Lineage: Eukaryota; Fungi; Ascomycota; Leotiomycetes; Helotiales; Ploettnerulaceae. The coding region runs from base 717 to 1940 and encodes 407 amino acids. Gene Ontology annotation, molecular function: transmembrane transporter activity. The transcript has a single exon.